Messenger RNA from Caenorhabditis briggsae, 1137 nucleotides. Gene Ontology annotation, biological process: protein phosphorylation. Gene Ontology annotation, cellular component: cytoplasm. Gene Ontology annotation, molecular function: ATP binding; protein serine/threonine kinase activity. The transcript has 6 exons. NCBI's taxonomy places the organism in Eukaryota, Metazoa, Nematoda, Chromadorea, Rhabditida, Rhabditidae. Bases 1 to 1137 code for a protein of 378 amino acids. The record is from RefSeq and is a predicted model, not a curated record.
AUGCCGCGCCGCAACCCAUUAUGGCUUCGUCUACCCGGAUCAUCCUCCCCAUCAUCCUCAUCUACUACCGAGGAGCUCCGAUUGGCAGCUCUUUCCCCGUAUAACAACCCAAAUGAUGAGACCUCAUCUAUCCCAGAUUCCAUGGAACAUUCUCCAGCGAAGACUUCAGAUGAUGGAAGUGAGAUUUCGAGAAAUAACUUCAACUCUCCGACCAGCUCGCCAUCCCGUUCUCCGAACAAGAAAGUGUCAUGGUCCCUAUUCGACCAGGUUUCCCUGUCUGGAGAGGAAUUUCUACUUCCUCGACGCUUUGAAGCGAUUGAGUUGAUUCCUGGAACCAGCACCCGAACCACAUGUGCCUCCUGCUCUGCCACUGAUCUUCUCGAGAGUGAACAUGUCACAAUUCGAAAGAUUUCGCUUCAAGACCCAGCUACAGCCCGGAAGGAGUACCGGAAUAUCAUUCUUUGCCGUCUUCUCCCCCACCCAAAUAUUCUUCCGAUUUCUGAAGCUUACGAGGUGGAUACCACGCUGUAUACGGUAUCGGAACAAAUGGAUGGAAGGCUUAGCGAUAUUGUCGAGGAGCGAUUGACCCAUUUCGUUGUGGCUAAGAUUACCCAUCAAGUGUUGGCUGCGGUGGCUAUGAUGCAUCAAAAUGGAAUCGCGCAUGGGGAUCUCACGCUCAACACGAUUUAUGUCAACACCGACGCGGAACUUCGUCUCUCCUCCUAUGGAAAAAGCGAUGACUCGUCGGAGCACCUAGAGGCAAGAUUUCGAGAUGACCUACUCUCCAUUGGAGCCAUUGUCUCGCGUUUUUUGAUGAACGAAGAGGAAAUGUUCAAGUUUUCCAAGUCCAGAAAUCCCAAAGAUAUCGAUUGGCGAAUUGUGUUGGAGGGGAGCAGUGAUUCGGGACUUUUAGACUUCAACGCUCGCUCUCUGCUUUUCCAGCUUCUCGAAGGCCGCCAAACCGCCCGUGAUCUUCUCCGUCACCCCUAUUUCAAGUCUUUCCGUGCCCCACAACACCAAACUGUCGAGAGAAAACACACUGUUGUUGGGCAAAAGACUUCCGAUGAGGUUUUAGAUAAACUGCGCGAAGAGCUGCAACGAUUCAACCCAUUCAACAUGUCCGAGAUUAUGCUGUAA